CAUUUCCUCUCUCUCUCCCUCUCUCUGUUCUCUCUCUCUCAUCGAACUCGCCGCUUCUUCCGCUUCAAAACCCUUCGCCGUCCUAGGCGGCCUAAACCAUAAACCCUCUAAAUUUGUCUUCCAUUCACAUCCACCAACCACCACAUAUGGCUGCGACGGCGGUGGCACUGUCCUCUUCCUCCGAGAUGGGUUCUGACGGCCCUGUUCUUAAUUUAAUCAACAAGCGCCUCCGCGCCUUGCGCAAGAAACUCAACCGCAUUACCCAAAUGGAAGAGUCUGUCUCCCAAGGGAAAACCCUCAACAAGGAGCAGGAGGAAACCCUACGCUCGAAACCGUCGGUUCUUGCGGGGAUAGAUGAGCUGGAAAAACUCCGCCAGCCCCUUUCGCAGGCCGUGAAUCAAGAAAUUCAACUGGCUUUGGAGAAGAAUAAGCAAAGUCCGGAGACUACUACCGAGGAAAGGACGGAGGAGGAAGGAACCCUGGAGCCUGGUGCGGAUGGGGAAAAAGAUGGCGUUUCGGCUGUUUCUGAUCUGCUUGGUUUGGUGUAUUUUGCGAGCAUUUUUGAUGUGAAGACUUUAAUGAGGGCGCAGGAUAACAUGCUGACGAGGACGCAUGAGAGGAAUUGUUGCCUCACAUAUGAUUACGUGACAGAUGAUGACGCCGCGGGUGAUCCUUUGCAAGAGUGGGACUUGGACCUGAUAGCGAUGUUGGGGAGUCUGUUGAUUUCUCGGCCUGUCAAUUCGAGCUUGUCGCAUAAGAAUGCCUUGCAGACGUGUGUGGAGCAUGCAAAACUAUGGCUCGAAAAAUCUGAGCAGCCCAUUGACCCCAACUUGAAUAUCACUUAUGCUGGUUUGAGGGAGAAGCUAGACAAAAUUAUGGCCUCUGACUACUUCACAACGACUCCAGAGAUAAAGGCUCCCGUUGAAGUGGCUGCAGCUGUUGGAAAUUACACCUCUUUUCAGGUUCCUAUGCAUGCGUCUGUGAUUCCUCAAGACAGUUUUACUCUUCCAGUGGAAGGUUCAGCUGCAGAGUAUGAGCAAGAGGAAGAAGAAUCACCAAAUUCCAAUGGCAAUGAAAUGUACGGUGAUGAAACUGGCCCUGUUGAAGAGCCUCAUCAGGCGGGAGGAUCUGAGGGAGAAAAUGUAUCAGAACUCCAGGCUCAGGCGGAGCCAGGAAUACCUGAUACGGAAGAAGAUCAGACCUUAAGAGAUAUGGACUUGAAGGAGCAACAGCAUACCACUCGAAGGUCACACCAAAACUACAGAGGUGGUCGUAGUGGCAGUGGGGGGGGCCGCAGAGGAUAUGCUAAUGGUCGGGGGGGACGAGGAACCACCAGGGGAGGCUAUCAAAACGGACGCAACCAAUUCUACGAUCAGCCCGGAAGCUAUUACCCAAGAAACAAUUACAGAGGCCGAGGCGGCAGAGGUAUGGGUAGCAACUAUAGUUACCAUGCUUCUGCGAGUAACACUGGCCAUGUUCAGAUGGCAUCUUGAUAUUUUGUUUAGGGUGGUUAUCGGGUUUCUGCGUCUUGGGGGUAGGUUGAAGCAUUGCUCAUGAGUUGAUAAUUAUGGUUCUAGUGAAACCUGUUGCACCCUCUUUUUGUAGUUCCGUGAAUGGGAAAGUACAAUUUUAGAGAAUGAAAUCUUUUUGAAACUGCAAUGCUUGUGCAUCUUAAUUUUUGUUUU
Molecule: messenger RNA, 1685 nt
Organism: Sesamum indicum (sesame)
Lineage: Eukaryota; Viridiplantae; Streptophyta; Magnoliopsida; Lamiales; Pedaliaceae
Product: glycine-rich protein
Source: RefSeq, a predicted model, not a curated record